Paramecium tetraurelia is the source of this 4554-nucleotide messenger RNA. RefSeq lists its product as uncharacterized. Gene Ontology annotation, cellular component: SAGA complex. Gene Ontology annotation, molecular function: transcription coregulator activity. The transcript is spliced from 4 exons. NCBI's taxonomy places the organism in Eukaryota, Ciliophora, Oligohymenophorea, Peniculida, Parameciidae. Gene Ontology annotation, biological process: regulation of transcription by RNA polymerase II. The record is from RefSeq and is a predicted model, not a curated record.
AUGAGUCAAAACAAGGAAAAGCUAGAGUCAGAGUUAUUUUAGUAAUACUAAUAGGCAAUUGACCUUCUAGAAAAUGGGAAUGAAGCAUAAGGAAUACAGAUAUUAAAGGAGUUAAUGCAAAAUCAAUCCAUUAUUAAUCAGGAUGAUAAAAAGAUUUUAUAUGGCAUCUAUAUGUCUUUAGCUGAAAUUCUGGUCUAAAGUGAUUGCGUACAGAACAAAUGCGAAGCUUUAUACUAUUAUUAUCAAAGUACUUUAAUUUCAGAUAAUUGUUGGCAAACCUAAAGAAAAAUGGCUUUAAUAUUUAGGCAAUUAGGAAUGAUGCCUAGAGCUUUAAAUGUUAUAUUGAAAGCAUUAUAAUUAUGCAAUUAACCUAAUAUCAUAGAGGCAAUAUUAUAUCAAGUUUGUUCUAUUUGUUUUUUAAUGAAUGAUUAAAAAUAAUUCGAAAUAUAUUUUGAUAAAAUGAGUGAUAAUAAUAAUUUGAAGCAUAAAAUUGCAGAAUUGAAAAAAUACUUUAUUGAUAAAAAUAAUGUUACUGAUUUUGUAAAAGAACUUAUAUAAGAGUAAUCUGAAAUUCAAUAACAAUUAGAAAAGAUCCCUUGUGAGUCUGCUUAGAAGUUAUUGUAUUUUAAUUAAACAUUCUCGUUUGAAAUCAAGUUAGAUACCUAUGAUUUAAAGAAAUUCUUUAAAAAAAUAUAGAAUAUUUUACAAAUUAAUGUUAAUUUUGAAUCAAAAAAGUUUGAUUUUAUUCAUAAUGAUAAAUGCUUUAUGUCUAAUACAAAAAUAAUUGUCAUUUCCAAGGAACAACAAUAAAAUUCAAAAGAUGUUUCAAAAGAAUUACCAAAAGAAAAUUAACCUGUUAAAUAAUCAGAGAGAUAGAAAUCUAAAAAAACUAAAUAGCAAUAAGAUUAAUAAUUUGUUUUAGAUUAGAUCAUUCAAUCUAAUCAUAAUAAAUUAAUUGAAUUAUUAAAAUAAUUUGAUGGGAAUGAAAUAUUCUAACUCAAUAAUAAUAACAAUAAAAUUUAAAGUGAGUAAAAUGAAAACUAAGAAUGCCCUGUAGCUAAAUUUCUUUUAGAAAACUUAAACAACAAGUAGUUUUUAACCAUAAUUUAAUUAUUAGAAAAACUAAUAUCAUUAAUUUGCUUAGAUUUUUAAUAAUAUGAUGAUGCUCCCCUGCAAUAACAAUCAGAUACUUUAAAUGAACAACUUAAAAGCCCCUAAAAGGCUCUUAAGGGUUUAAUAAAUUGUAUCGUAUGGGCUCAGCACUCUACAAACAAAUUUACUGAUGAUCCUAAAAUUAAAUUAAGACUAUUGGAAGUUGCAUAUGAAGAAUUAACUUUUAGAUUUAAAGAAAAGAAACCUAAAUCUCCUGAGCAGCAAAACAAAAUUAAAAACUUUAUUACAUUUAUUAAUAAUAUGAAAUUGGAGCUUCUUUAGACAAACAUUAAUCAAAUAAUAACAGAUAAAGCAGAGAUUUAAAAAUAUUUAUCAAGCUACUAUAGAGUGAUGGCCUAUAUUCAUAGUGAUAUAAAUUUUUUUUAAGGAAGAAUAGCGAAAUAAUGUUCCUAAUAAUUAAAUAACCCUGAAUUAAGUUAAGAAAUUUUAGAUAAGAUAAAAUCUGCAUAAUUUUAAAUUUCUUCAAGUUCACCACAUUAAUCUUAAUAAAUUCAACAAAUUCUUACUUAAUGGGAAUAAAAAGAAUAGAGGCUAGAAGAUAAUGAAAAAAUAAGAACUUAAAUAAUUUAUGUCUAGGAUUAUUUGAAAUAGAAUUAAAGUUAUGAUAUGAUUAAAAGAUUGGCUAUCAUUUGUCUAAAUUAAUUUUAUUUUGUGCAAUAAAAAGAAGAACUUAAAAUAAUUUAUAAAUUUGUGCAACCUUUAAUAUAGCAAUUUUUGAAUAUUCCCUAACCAGAUCUUUCUAUAGGGUUUAUCUUUCUAAAAUUUUCAAUAAUUUAUUCUUUAAUGGAAUUAGAUUCAAGUGAGUUUUUGGCUAAAUUUAUCGAAAUUUUCUUAUAACAAACAAAUGGUUAAAAUAAGCAUCUACUUUUGAUUGAGAUUCUAAAAUUUCAUCAUCUCAAUAUAAAUAAACUUUUUAAUUACAUAAACAUUGAUCUAAUUCUGUAAGAAUUUAUUAAAACUAAAAUAAAGAUGAAAAAUAGAUAUGAUCAAUUAAUUGAACAUUACAAAAACAAUGUUUCAAAUGACUUAGAACUUCGAUACUAUUUGCUUCAUUUAUUAGAUUUAAAAGAUCAAUAUACACCUUAAUUUAUAGUUCAAUAAAAUGAGUUACAAAUUGAGAUUGAAAAAUAAGAGACUAAAUAUCCAUAGCCAGAAUCAUUUUCAAGUGCUUCGGAAGAAGAAAUAGAAUCUGAUGAAGUUUUUUUAAAAUCAUACUAAAAUAUACAUUUAUUAUAGGAUCAAAUUGACAGUUCUUUUAAAUUAGGUAAAUAUAACUACCAGUUUACAACUAAAACAGUUGAAUUCUUGUUGAAUCAUACUAUCAAGGUAAACAUUGGAGACCCAAAAAUUAUUGAACAUAUAAAAAGAUUGGCUAAGGAAAUCAUAAGAGUUGAAUAUGGAUUAACUACUAAAGAAUUUAGCUAUUAUCUCUAGUAAGAGUUUGAGAGAGAUUUAUCUGAAGCAGAGCUUUAAUUUAUGGGUUAUUUUUUAACUCAUUUUUCAAAGAUCUUUUCGGAUUAAAGAUAAUUAAAUUAAUUUACUAUUGAUAUUAUUAAGAGAUCUUUGCAAAAAUAUACUGAUCCUAAGAUUUAGGAAUUUGCUGAAUGGUUAUAUUCUUAGAUUUUUACAAAAUAGAAAUCACAAAUAACUUCAAUAAAAGAAUUCUAAGAUUGUGUUACUUAAAACAAUUUGUAAUGUGAAUAUAAAUCUAACUUAUAUUAUCAAAUUUAAAAGUCAGAAGAAAUAAAUUUUAAUGAAAAUCAACCUAAAUUUGAUUUAAAAAAUAUCUGUUAUGCCUUAGCCUAUAAAGAAUCACCAUAUUUAUGGAAUUACUUGUACCAAGGUACUUUUGAGUAGGCUUAAAAGUAAUUUAAAUUGAAAACCUAAACUGAAAUUGAUUGGUUUUUAAGUCAAAAAAAGAUUUAGGCUUAUGUAAAUAAAAAUCCCUUAUUGAAUCAUUUAAAUGAAUAUAGAUAUGUAAUGGACUUGAUUAAAUUAAAGUAAAGACAAGUUGAAUACUAGCAUUCAAAUAACGAACAGUUGUACAAAAAGACAGAAUAAGGGUAUUAAUCACUUUAUUAAAAAUAAUAUAACAUACCUAAAGAUGCUUUUGAAAUAGAAAAUAAUUUUAGAGUCUUAUAAUUAUAUGAAAAAAAAGUAAUGAGAAAAUAUAGGAAUGUUCCAAUUGAAAGAAUUAGUUAGAAUUUAGAUAAUAUUAACAGUCUUGUUAACUUAAUCAAGUAAAUGAAAGAAUAUGAAAUUGAAUAUCUUUCUCAAUCAAGUGAUGGUGAAUUAGAAAUGAAGUAAGACCUUUACAUAAACAUUUACAAAUUCAUCAGAAGAUUCUUAAGACAUAGACUAUAUUAUUAACUAAAACAAUUAAUCUAAAUAGUUAAAGAAAAAUUUUCUGAUUUAUUAAAUUAAAGUUAAAGUGAUCUUAAAUUUGAGUUUUAAUAUGAUAACAGGAAAUUUAAAAUAUCAAACUUUAAUUAAGAACAACUUGAGAAAGAAGAAAAUACAGAGUUCAAUAAUGAUGAAAUUAAUGUAAUUUUAAAUAACCUUUUGAAUAUAUUUAUAGAGAAUACAUAAAAAUUGGUAAGAAAAAAGGCUUAAAGGUAUAUAAUAGAAGCGUUUUAUUAUGCAACCCAUUUAAAAUUUAAUAGUUAAGCUCCUAUAGAUUAAGUUUUUGCAUAAAUAUCCUCAAUAUAUCAACCUAAUAGUAGAGAUCUUGUGUAUUAUUACUUAUAAAUUGAUAAAUAUAAGUGUGAGAAAGAUGAAGUACUAAGUCAUUACUAUUCGCAAGACCUAAUUUUUAAUUACUAGAAGUCUAAAAUAUUAAAAUUGAUUAUCAAGAUUUUGCUCAAAAUGUAAAAAUACAAAGAUAUCUACUAACUUUUCGAAAAGUUACAUAAGACUUAUGAUAUUAGAUUAUAUUAAGCAUGCAUUGGAUUGUUAGAAGAAUAUAGAAAGAUAGAUGAUAAAGUUUUAAUCAGAGACAUCAUUUUGAAGUCUGAAUCCUACAGAAGGACGACUGAGUUAUUUAAACAGGAUUCUAUUGUACCAUUGCUUAAUAAUAUGUACAUUAGAUUUUAUGAGAAAGAUCAGCAAGAAUAAAAUGAAGGGAAUUUCCUUAAUGAAACAUCAGAAAUUAAAUUAGAGAAAGGAAAGAAACUUAUUGAGGAUUACAGGGCCACAAAGAGAAAACCUGCUAAGCCAAAGGAUCAAUAAUAAUAAAGUUAAUAAUAACAAUAAUAAUAACAAACAUAAAAUGCUUAGGCCCAAAUUUAAACUUAAUUAAUUUAAUAAGUUGUCGAUGAUGUUGGAUAAUAUAUAAAUUAAGGAACAAUAAUUCAGAGUUUCAACGAUUUUGAUAAUAUAUGA